This is a messenger RNA of Carcharodon carcharias (great white shark), 2445 nucleotides long. It is a transcript of the gene alg3, whose product is annotated as ALG3 alpha-1,3- mannosyltransferase. Lineage: Eukaryota; Metazoa; Chordata; Chondrichthyes; Lamniformes; Lamnidae. The coding region runs from base 66 to 1400 and encodes 444 amino acids. The record is from RefSeq and is a predicted model, not a curated record. The transcript has 9 exons. Gene Ontology annotation, cellular component: endoplasmic reticulum. Gene Ontology annotation, molecular function: dol-P-Man:Man(5)GlcNAc(2)-PP-Dol alpha-1,3-mannosyltransferase activity.
ACCGGACUGGCGGGAGCAGUUUAUUCGCUAUCCCUGCGAUUUGUGCUGAUAGAUGCGGAAGGGAGAUGCUGAAAGCUGCCAGUUGGAAGUCGAAGGUCCCUCGCACGGCUCCCUCCGGCCGCAGUCGCAGCCUGAGUUAUGUGGGGACACUGUGGCAGGAGAAGCGCUGGAUCUUAUUCAAACCGCAGUACACGCUGCCGGUGGCCGCCUGCCUCUGGCUGGCUGAGAUCUGUGUUAACCUCUGGGUCAUUCGGAAGGUGCCUUACACAGAAAUAGACUGGAGAGCCUAUAUGGAUGAGGUAGAAGGUGUGAUUAAUGGGACAUAUGAUUACACCCAGCUGAAAGGGGACACAGGACCUCUCGUUUAUCCAGCUGGGUUUGUUUAUAUCUUUAUGAUGCUGUACUACAUCACAGAUCAUGGAGUGAACAUCCACCUCGGACAGUACAUGUUUGCCAUCUUCUACCUCAUUACCCUGCUGCUGGUCUUCAGGAUUUACAAUCAUACAAAAAAGGUUCCACCAUUCGUGUUUUUCUUCAUGUGCUGUGCCUCCUAUCGAAUCCACUCUAUCUUCAUUCUUCGUCUCUUUAAUGACCCUAUUGCCAUGAUGAUCCUAUAUGUGGCUGUGAAUCUCUUUUUGAGCAAUCACUGGUCACUAGGCUGCUGCUUCUUUAGUUUAGCUGUUUCGGUAAAGAUGAACAUUUUACUCUUCGCUCCAGGACUACUGUUCCUUCUAAUCUCUGAGUUUGGAUUGGUGCGGACUAUCCCAAAGCUUGGCAUCUGUGCUAUGUUACAGGUAGUUUUGGGUUUGCCUUUCCUGAUAGAAAAUCCAGUUGGGUAUAUAGCAAGAGCCUUCGACCUUGGCCGCCAGUUUCUCUUCAAGUGGACAGUGAACUGGCGUUUCCUGCCUGAAGAAAUCUUCCUGAAUCGUUAUUUCCACCUUACACUGCUGGUGGCACACCUGAGCAUCUUGAUUCUCUUUGCUUUCUACAGAUGGAACAAGUCUGAGGAGCGAAUGUUUUCACUUCUGAAGGCCCCAGAAGAGAGAAAAACGCAACACCAAACUGUGAUGGCAGAUCAGAUUGUAUUUGUUCUCUUUACCUCAAAUUUCAUCGGAAUCUGUUUCAGUCGAUCAUUACACUAUCAGUUCUAUGUGUGGUACUUUCAUACACUGCCAUACCUCUUAUGGAGCGCGCAUGUGAAGAAACUUGCUCAUCUUCUCAAAGUACUUAUUCUAGGAUUAAUCGAGCUGUCCUGGAAUACCUAUCCCUCAACUGUGUACAGCUCGAUUUCGCUCCAUGUCUGCCACAUGAUUAUUCUACUAUCUCUUUGGUAUGGUCAUGCUGAGCCUGAGAAGAGUGCACCAACCGAUGACCCCAAUGUAUUAAAAAAGAAAAAUUGAUUUUUUGGACUUGAAGAUUCCCUGAGUCACUGCUGAUUUCAGAAUUUAAUACAGCUAGGGGAGAAAUUAAGAAAAUGAAACUCUUAUUCGGGAUGGCCAGGUGACUAUUAGUCUGAAGUAUGUUAAGAUUUGUGAUCCCAUGGCCAUUAUAGACACCAAGCCAAUUUAAAUGAGUUGGAUACCUGCAGCUUUGGUUUUCUCUGGAUGUCAUUUUGCACUUGCCUGCUUCCCCCUUAUGUCUAUUUUCUCCCUUACUAUCUUUUAGGUUUUGGUUUACAAUGAAUUAUUUUUGCUGAGAAGUAUGCAGAGCUAUUAUCCUAUGAGAAUGGAAAUGGAGAAAAACAUCAAUGCUGUACUUGUCUAUAUUGGCUAAUGGUAAUUUUGGAGUUAUUUGUCUUCACCAUGUGGCUUCUCAGCAUCAUAUAUUUUUACUUCUCUUUCAUUUUCACUUCCUCAGCAACCAUCUUUUUUAGGCAAAACAGGGAGUUCUUUAAAAGGUUUCGGAUGUAAAAUAAGUGACAGCCGCAAUUUCAAGAUUUCAGUUUUUAAAGAUCAACAUUUAACUGUAGAUUAUUCUUGGUGAAUAAUUUUUUUAAAUUUUGUGUCUAUGUUUAUAGAAUGCAUUAGAAUUGGUCUCUAAUUAAAUGAUGGAAUGAAUAGUAGUUUAUUAGAAGUCAAAUUGCAUCAGUUGGAGUGGCUGUACCAGGAUAAAGGCAGCAAACAAACUGACUUCCAUAAAGAUUUCCAUGUUUCUAUAAUAUUUCCAUAUGUUGUCCACGUUGAGCUAAAGGCUCAGGGUUAGCAGUCUGAUACAUGUGAGCUAUAAACUAGAAGAGUUACAUCAUUUUUAUAGGUUAGUAAUUGACAAUUGAGAGUAGGUCAAAUGUGCUAGUAUUCAUUUUUCAAGCAUAGGCUGUAAGAAUAACACCUAUAGAAAAGGCAAAAAUUCCCACAGAAAUAAUGUAUAGUUUCCAUAUGAUGAUGUUGACUUUUUUUUUACAAUGUAUGCUCAGGACUGGCUGAAUAAAUGACAAUUUAUUUUUUA